AUGUCGUUCGCUCACAUUCUUACGGAUGGUUUCGGAAAUCCUAAUCGGUGCUUGGGGAAAGUCGGUGCACCUCAGCCGAACGACAUCACAUGCCCGACUGCCUUCGUCGACUUAGUCUUUGGGGCUCUAGGUUCCGCUUUACAAGCGUACAAUGACCAUGAACUUGGACUGCCAUCCGACAAGAACUCUUCUCGAGCGACGCGGAAAUGUGAUCGCAUCCUGAGCGUCUUGAACGCGUGUUUGGAAGAACUUGAUCACUGGAAAGCUUUGAACACUCCAGAUGGAGCCUUGUCAGAAGGUUCCGGUCCCAAGGCCCAUUUGUCGAAACACGAAAGUGCGGACAGCGUUUUAGAGGAUAGACUAAUCCUUGGGAGCCAUAGCCUAGUGGCUCCUAUACCGUCGACCUUCAACUCCAGCAGGGUCUCCGUCUCACCUCCUCCUCGGCUCGGCGGCCGCUUCGGCUUCGGCCGAAGGUUCGGUGAAAAUAAUAAGGCCGAAAAUGGGUUAUCUUCGUCGACCAUGUCUUUUGUCAUGCCGGUGCCGUCCUCCGGGAGUGAGGGUUCUGCAGCUUCUGGCGACUGGGGAUUUUCGGGACCCGUGAAAGGGUUUCCUUUGGCUCAAACAGCUCCGCUAUCGGCUCUCGACGUCGCAGCACCAGCGGAGCUGAGUCCCGCCCAGGGGGAGCAGUGGGAAGCGCUGUACGCGUCAGUGCAGGACGCGGUGCUCAUGUACAACGCGCAGUUCGUCUCCUCGCUGGCGGAUGGCUUCCCGCCUGCUGCUGACGUCAUGGCGUCGCUGGACGACGCCCUGCAGGACCUGGCGAAAGACGUCUACGUGGCAAUGGAUAAGAUGGAAGAGGGAGUCAGCCAACGAGCCUCGCUGUUUCCUAUCCGCGUCUUUGCAAUGUGUGCGUCUCUAGAAGUCGCUCGCUGUCGAGAACUUCCAGGUUGGUCCUUUGCUGCCGCUGGCAACCUCAGGGACCAGCCAGCAAAAGAAUCCGCAGCGCUCCCGCCGUUGGAUGAGGACGAUCUGACGGUUCUGGAGCAGCUGUUGGAGGAGGCGGGGGACGAGAUUCAGGGCCUGUUCCUAAACUGCAAGGGGUCACUGUACGGUCUUGGUGUCACCCAUGCUCGUUCUCUCGCCCGCUUCUCUAUCCUGGGGAAGGCACUUAAAGCAGCAAUAGAGGGAGCAACAGAGGCGAGUUUCACUGUGUUACGGGAUGGACGGGAGGUGGGGUAUUUGGAAAGGAGAGAGGGGGGAGAGGAAGGUGGGGAGGGGAAAGAGGAGGGAGAAGGCUCAAAAGGCUCUGGUUUUGAGUUUGAUACAACUAAGGUGGAGGAGGAAGAGGAAGAGGACGAUGAUGAGGAUGACGAAGAUGAUGAUGACGACGAAUCUGACACUAACGAUAGUGACAAUAUCGAGGAUGACUGUAUCAUAUGGGAUGACGGGCUUCAGGAUAUCAGAGCACUGUUCGCCCCUAAGCAGCCAAAAUUGCCCUCUGCUUCUUCUGCCUCCUCUGUCGCCUCCGCAGCAGCAGCGCUUACACCCACAAAGAGACCUGGGGCCACUACCUCUAUCUUGUCAGACCAGAACCAGCAGAAGCAGCACCUGCGAACGCAGUCGGAGGUGAUUCUUGAUUCGUCUCAAAAAUCACCUAAAGACGCUGACCCUGACAGCAAGGCAGGGACACCAACAGCAGCAGCAGCAGCAGCAGCAGAAGCAGCGGCAGAAACACCCACGGGGCCCCGUUUAGGUGCGAGGAUUCUAUUGGAGCGAAUCCGGGACUAUCAAUGGCUGGCGGAGUGGCUGGGAAUCGACCCUGACGAGCUUCUUAUCCACAAGGUUCUCUCCGUGGUCCCUGUUGGCAUGCUCCUCACUGACUUGGGCGUGCCCCGCUCGUUAGAGUCCAGCUUGUUAGAGUCACAGCGCCCGCUGCUGCUGCGCGUGGUGCUGCCUGGGUUCCGGGAGGAGGUGAAGAGGCGGCUGGUGGGUGCAGGGCUUGGGUGGACGGAAGGGAUGUUGAUUAAGACUGUGGUGUUUGAACCUAAGAGGAAUGCCGCUGUGUUCACCACAGGAGGUGGCAGUGGUACUGCUAGAGGUGAUGCUGCUGGUGCUGGUGCUGGUGCUGGUGGCAGUGGGACAGAGGGGGGUGUGGCUGGUACUGCUGCGGCUGCUGCAGCAGCAGCAGGGAGAGCAUUGGCCAAGAAACCCAGCCACAACCGAACCAAAAGCGCGGAAGACAUGGAAGAACUAUCCCCGUUUGUGUCCCAUGCUGUACAAGAAUCGCUCACAGCAGGCGGCGGGCUGGCGAAGCAGAUUCCCUUAGAGGACAUUCUGGCAGCGACUGACUCGUGGAGCCCUGAGAGGAAGCUAGGGGAGGGCGCCUACGGCACGGUGUUCAAGGGGGUUGUGGGGCGCGGUGGGGAGGGUGGCGAUGGCGAGAUGUGGGCUGUGAAGCGGGCGGGGAAUGUAUCAGGGUCUCAUCUGGAGGAGUUUGAAAAGGAGGUGUCAUUCAUGAGUCGCAUGGCCCACCAGCAUCUCGUGCGACUCAUAGGCUUCUGGGCGGACUGUGAUGAGCGAAUCCUUAUUUAUGAGUUCAUGCACAACGGCACCCUUGCAUCGCGCAUCCACCGUGGACCAGUGCCGUCAUCCCCCACCGGAGAAGCUCCCAAAAAGGCCCCACCUCCACCUCUCUCAUUCGACGAGCGUGUCAUAAUUGCAGUUGGAGCAGCAGAGGGUCUGCGCUACCUGCACGACUUUGCCCGGCCGCCCGUGAUCCACCGCGAUAUCAAAUCGGAGAAUAUCCUGCUGACAGCGGAUCUGCAGGCCAAGGUGGCGGAUUUCGGGCUGCUGAAAACGAGCGACCAGGGUGGGCCCGGUCGGCAUGUGGCGAGAACAAGGCUGAUGGGAACCCCUGGGUAUUGUGACCCGGAGUAUUCUCGGACUUACAUUGCCACCCCUAAGAGCGAUGUGUACAGCUUUGGGGUGGUUCUUUUGGAGCUGGUGACGGGGCGCAGAGCCAUCCUGGCAGAGCCGAGUCAGAAGACGGGGAUGAACCUGGGCAAUGUAGCGUCGCUGCUGCAGCGCUCCAAGCGCAAUGCCAAAGCGAGUGCCAUGGAGCCAGGGGCUACGACCACGCUCGUGCAAUGGGCCAUUCCUCUAAUCACAGCAGGCAAGCUCAAAUCCGUAGUUGACCCGGCCCUGGAAAACAACUACCCACCAGGAGGGAUGAAAGCAUUCGCCAACGUGGCGGUCAUGUGUGUCCAAAAGAGCGCCGCCCAGCGGCCGACCAUGGCUGAGGUGGCGACACGUCUGUCUGCCAUCCAGCACAAGGUGGAGGAGCUGCACAUUCAGGGGGAAGAGCCAAAGUAUAACUUCCAACCCACCAUCGGAAGUGGUGCUCCGGCUGGUGCUGCUGCUGCUGCUACCACGCCUGUUCCCAGAGCACAGACAGCACCUCGACCCAAGUCUCCAGCUCCGAAAGUGCCGCAGAAAAAGGCCGGGGAGAAGAGCGGGAGUGGGGCGGGAGCAAAGGCAAAGACGAAGGAUGCAGGUGUUGGGGAGGGGAAAGAGGCGAAGGGGAAGAAGGCGGGAGGGAAGGGGGUUACAAGGGCGAAGAGUGCGGCACAGCCGUAUUUGGGAGCAAAGGAUGCCGUGGAGUUCAGCUCGCAGCAUGUGACGAGCAAAUAUAUGGCAAUGAUGUGA
This is a messenger RNA of Closterium sp. Yama58-4, 3705 nucleotides long. The record is from the annotation of a GenBank genome assembly. NCBI's taxonomy places the organism in Eukaryota, Viridiplantae, Streptophyta, Zygnematophyceae, Desmidiales, Closteriaceae.